Molecule: messenger RNA, 1118 nt
Organism: Drosophila serrata
Lineage: Eukaryota; Metazoa; Arthropoda; Insecta; Diptera; Drosophilidae
Molecular function (GO): protein binding
Source: RefSeq, a predicted model, not a curated record
AGCAGCACUAGUAAAACAUAUCUCAAAGCAGAGAUCACACAUCAAAACUCCAGCGCCACAUAACUUUCCAAAUUUUCUUGAAACUCUCUAUAUUAUUACUUUCAUUUUUAUAAUUUUUAUAAGAAAAUCUUCACUAUGAAGCUAACAGAAUUUCUUGCCAAGAGUAAGGCCAAUGUAUUCGACAUUCAAAACAUAAAACAACUCAAUCUAUGGGGUAAUCAGCUUACUGAUGUAAGUCUUCUCCUUCAGAUCCCAUUUAUAGAGGUCCUGGCACUCGGUAAUAAUCAGAUCAGCUCACUGCGAGCCCUUAAAAAUUGUCAUAGUCUAAAGCAGCUUUAUUUGCUAAAUAACCAAAUUGAAAGCUUCGAAGAACUGAAUUAUCUAAAGGAUGCGAAAUCUUUGACCUUACUCUCCCUGAGAGGAAAUCCCUGUGCGUUGGCUGCCGGCGAUAAGUAUAGAAUUAGUGUCCUACACAUGUUGCCGCAGCUUAUAACAUUGGAUGACAUUGAAAUCACCGAUGAGGAGCGGCAUAAAGUAUUUGAAGAGCAAGAAUUCAGGAUACUGAUCUUGAGAAUCUGGAUUAUCAAGAUGAGCAAGAGUUCAAGAACUCGGUGGAUGUAGCAGCUCCUUCACAGACUGCUCCUGUCAGAGCCAUUCAAAGGGUCAUACCAACAAAAAGAACUAAUAGAAGAAUCCAGGGAGCUUCUGGCAGAAAUUCCAUGUUAUCAUUGAAGGGUAACACCGGUUCCUUGGUGCUUAAAUUUACUGUCCACCACGGUUUUCCCCACAAAAAUCUCUGGAAAGAAAAACCAACAACCAAAACAACAACCAAAGACAAGGACAUUGCUUCAGCCGCUGAAUGUGCUAAUGCAGUUACCUUAAGCCAGGAGCAGGAGCUCAGGGAUGCAAUUUCCCGAUUGUAUCCCGAGGAUUCCAAUAAAAUGGAACUCCCGGAACAGCAAAAUAGGGAUAAGAAUGCCAGACUUUUGAUGGCAACCCUUGCCCUGACCAAAGAGAUGGAUGCAACCACUCUGGAGGUACUUCGCCAAGCCAUUCAAGAGCAAGUUGAGAAGCUGCAGUCGGAGAUGGAUUAAGUUCUUCUUCCCCAGAAUCUACUU